UGUUACCCUUCUGCGUUUCUCUUACAGUUCCUUCCUCACUCGAGUGACUCUGUAAUCUUCCUUCCCGACUUACCGUUUUUAACUCUACGCUAGCUCUUUCGAAAAGGAAAGCGAAAACAUGGCGAAUGAUCAGGCCAACGAAGAUCCACUGAAGAAGGUGUUUGUUGGUGGUUUAAAUAGAUCCACAUCAGACGAAACUUUAAAGACGUACUUUGAGUCUUAUGGAGAAAUGACAGACUGUGUAGUAAUACGCGAUGGAACCAAGGCUUCUAGAGGAUUCGGCUACGUGACUUUCGCUGAGAGAGAAAGCGUCUUAAAGGUUUUGGAAGAAAAACCUCAUACGAUUGAUGGCAAAACCGUGGAAGUAAAACGAGCUAUUCCGAGAAAUGAGGACAGCGCAUCAGCUCAUCAUAGAACAAAGAAACUCUUCAUUGGUGGAUUGAAAGACGAGACGACCAUGGAAGACAUCAAGCAAGCCGUCGCCGAGUCAGCACGCGGAAUUGCGCCAACUCUUGUGGACCUGAUCAUGAAAAAAGAAGAGCCAACAAAGCAUCGUGGUUUCUGCUUCGUUGAAUUUGACGACGAGGAUAUUGUGGAUGAACUUUGUUGCCUCAAAAGGAUCACUAUCUCUGGCAAACAAGUUGAAAUCAAGAAAGCUCAACCUAAAGAUGGUCAGGGGGCACGUUCUGGGGGUCGUGGUGGACGCGGAGGUGGUCGUGGAUUCAGCCAUCGCGAUCGCAGUGGUGGAGGAGGUGGACACCACGCAUAUAAUAUGUAUGGCGGUGCUGGAUACCAACAAUACUCCGAUCCGAGUUAUUACAGCUAUGAAGGUUAUGGCUACGACAAUGGCUACGGUAAUAUGGGUAACUACCAGCAAGCUCCUUCAAACUUUGGCUCACAGCAGGGUGGAUAUGGAAGAGGUGGCGGUCCAAGACAACGGUACACACCAUACUAGACAAGGUUUCGUUGCAUUUGAAGUCUUAAGUCAACAUAGCCAGACAUAAGUUACAUUAAGUCAGCCAGGACCUAGGCUACCAAGGAUUCGCUGAAGAAUUGCUGUUGCAGUCAAUCUACCAGUUAAGAUGCAGUGUAGGCUUCCUCCCAAUCACAGACCUCUUCGUGUAGACAGGACUCGACCAGUUGCAGUAUUUUAUUAGGAGUAGAAUUUUAUUCCAUACUUAUGUUUUUAGAUUAGUUUAUUUGUAUACCCAAAUCCUUGGCUGUUAUUAAAGUUUGUUAGGCUAAGAAUAAAGGUUUUGGUGCUACUCAGGAGUUGUUAGUUUAUUUGUGAAAGACUUGAAGAGCUUUUGUUUGUGUAUUUAUAUUCUUGUUAUAGUUAUGGUUAACUUUUCUUUUACCAACCAGUUACAAGGGAUAGCAUUGAGAAAUUUUCUAUUAAAUGUCCCACUUACACUUC
Messenger RNA from Stylophora pistillata, 1417 nucleotides. Its product is annotated as heterogeneous nuclear ribonucleoprotein A1, A2/B1 homolog. Lineage: Eukaryota; Metazoa; Cnidaria; Anthozoa; Scleractinia; Pocilloporidae. Gene Ontology annotation, biological process: regulation of translation. Gene Ontology annotation, molecular function: mRNA binding. The record is from RefSeq and is a predicted model, not a curated record.